Molecule: messenger RNA, 4559 nt
Organism: Malus domestica (apple)
Lineage: Eukaryota; Viridiplantae; Streptophyta; Magnoliopsida; Rosales; Rosaceae
Product: pleiotropic drug resistance protein 2-like
Cellular component (GO): membrane
Molecular function (GO): ATP hydrolysis activity; ATP binding; ABC-type transporter activity
Source: RefSeq, a predicted model, not a curated record
AUGGCGUCACCACCAUUGGGGGUGGAUGAUUUAGCUAGGCAGAGUAGCAGCCGGAGUAGCAGCCGGAGGAGCUGGCGGUCUACUAGUGUUAGAGAAAUGUGGAAUGCUCCAGAUGUGUUCCAGCGGAGCAGCAGGCAGCAGAUGGUGGAUGAGGAGGAGGAGCUCAAGUGGGCUGCCAUAGAGCGACUGCCAACGUAUGAUAGGAUGAGGAAGGGAAUGUUGAGACAGGCCAUGAGCAAUGGGAGGUAUGUGACUGAAGAAGUUGAUGUUGCGAAACUUGGGGUACAAGACAAGAAGCAGUUGAUGGAGAGCAUACUUAAGGUUGUUGAGGAUGAUAAUGAAAGGUUCUUGAAGAGGCUCAGGGCUCGAAACGACAGGGUCGGUAUCGACAUUCCUAAGGUUGAGGUUAGAUUUGAGAAUUUAUCAAUAGAGGGAGAUGCAUAUGUUGGCACCAGAGCUCUUCCAACUUUGCUGAAUUCUACCUUGAACCAAAUUGAGGGACUAAUUGGAUUGAUUGGACUCUCAAAAUCGAACAAAAGAAUCGUCAAGAUACUCCAAGAUGUGAGCGGUAUUGUUAAACCAUCAAGGAUGACAUUGCUUCUUGGACCUCCAUCAUCAGGGAAAACAACGCUACUGAAAGCACUUGCUGGCAAACUUGAUAGGGAUCUAAGGGUAACUGGGAAAGUGACCUACUGUGGCCAUGAAUUCCAUGAAUUUGUGCCUCAGAGAACCUCUGCUUAUAUCAGUCAGCAUGAUCUCCAUUAUGGUGAGAUGACAGUUCGCGAAACACUGGAUUUCUCUGGACGUUGCCUUGGAGUUGGAACAAGGUAUGAUAUGCUAGUAGAGAUGUCUAGAAGGGAGAAAGAUGCAGGUAUCAAACCUGAUCCUGAAAUCGAUGCAUUCAUGAAAGCCACAUCUAUGGCAGGCACCGAAACUAGCUUGAUCACAGAUUAUGUUCUCAAGAUACUUGGAUUAGAUAUAUGUGCUGAUAUAAUGGUGGGUGAUGAUAUGAGAAGGGGUAUCUCUGGUGGGCAAAAGAAGCGUGUAACAACCGGAGAAAUGUUGGCUGGACCAGCGAAAGCAUUUUUCAUGGAUGAAAUCUCAACGGGGUUGGACAGUUCCACAACCUUUCAGAUUACCAAGUUCAUGAGGCAGAUGGUUCAUAUUAUGGAUGUGACAAUGGUCAUCUCUCUCUUGCAGCCUGCGCCUGAGACAUAUGAUCUUUUUGAUGAUAUUAUUCUUAUUUCUGAGGGUCAGAUUGUGUACCAAGGCCCGCGUGAGAACGUGCUUGAAUUCUUCGAAUAUAUGGGAUUCAGAUGCCCUGACAGAAAAGGUGUUGCAGACUUCUUGCAAGAAGUGACCUCAAAGAAGGACCAAGAACAAUACUGGUAUCGGAAGAACCAACCUUAUAGAUAUAUCUCGGUCACAGAUUUUGUAGACGCUUUCAACUCUUUUCAUAUUGGUCAACGGCUUGUGGAAGAACUGAGAGUUCCAUAUGAUAAAAGAUCAGCCCAUCCUGCUGCCUUGGUGAAGGAAAAGUACGGAAUAUCUAAUAUGGAGCUCUUCAAGGCAUGCUUACAAAGGGAAUGGCUGCUGAUGCAGCGUAACUCUUUCGUAUACAUAUUCAAAACUACGCAGAUAACCAUCAUGGCAACAAUUGCUUUCACGGUAUUUUUAAGAACUGAAAUGAAACAUGGGAAAGAAGAGGAUUCGGCAAGGUUUUGGGGAGCGCUGUUUUUCAGUCUCAUCAAUGUCAUGUUUAAUGGAGUGGCAGAACUUUCAAUGACAGUUUUCAGGCUUCCAGUGUUCUUUAAACAGAGGGAUGCCUUGUUCUACCCGGGGUGGGCUUUUGGGUUGCCCAUUUGGCUAACCAGAAUUCCCAUUUCAUUUAUGGAAUCUUUUAUAUGGAUAGCUUUAACAUAUUACACCAUAGGAUUUGCACCUGCUGCCAGUAGGUUCUUCAAACAGUUCUUGGCUUUCUUUGGUAUACAUCAGAUGGCAGUCUCCAUGUUCCGUUUCAUCGCUGCACUUGGAAGAACAGAAGUUGUUGCAAACACAAUUGGUUCAUUUACACUGCUAUUGGUUUUUAUUCUCGGAGGUUAUAUUGUUGCUAGAGAUGAUAUUAAGCCGUGGAUGAUAUGGGGGUUCUAUUCUUCACCUAUGAUGUAUGGACAAAAUGCAAUUGCUAUCAACGAGUAUCUUGAUAAAAGAUGGAGCGCUCCUCUCCCUAACGGCCGUAUGCCCACUGUCGGACAGACCAUUCUGAGGGAAAGAGGCCUGUUUACAGAAGAAUAUUGGUAUUGGAUUUGUAUUGGAGCACUCCUCGGGUUUUCGGUUCUUUUUAAUGUUCUUUUCAUUGGAGCACUGACCUUCUUAAAUCCUCUUGGCGGUACCAAAACUCUGAUCAAUGAUGAUGGCUCUGAAACCGAUAAGAAGCCACGAUCGACAUCCAAUUCAGAAGGUAUUGAUAUGCAAGUGCAAAACGCUCAGGGAAGUAGUUCAAAUGGUCAAGUGAAACGAGGAAUGGUUCUGCCCUUCCAGCCCCUUUCACUAGCUUUCAACCAUGUCAACUACUAUGUGGAUAUGCCUCUGGAAAUGAAAACCCAAGGGAUUGAAGAGACUCGACUCCAACUACUUCGAGAUGUUAGUGGUGCAUUCAGGCCAGGUAUCCUGACUGCAUUAGUUGGUGUUAGUGGUGCUGGAAAAACUACCUUGAUGGAUGUCUUAGCUGGAAGAAAGACCGGCGGAUACAUUGAAGGAAGCAUUAGCAUCUCUGGAUACCCAAAGAACCAAGCCACAUUUGCUCGGGUCAGCGGUUAUUGUGAACAAAACGACAUUCAUUCACCAUAUGUGACUGUUUAUGAAUCUCUCUUAUACUCUGCUUGGCUGCGUCUUGCCCAGGACGUUACGAAGUCUACACGAAAGAUGUUUGUUGAUGAGGUUAUGGAUUUGGUCGAGCUUAACCCGUUGAGAAAUGCUUUAGUUGGACUUCCGGGAGUUGAUGGACUUUCAACUGAGCAGAGAAAGAGGCUUACCAUUGCUGUAGAAUUGGUUGCCAACCCUUCCAUCAUCUUCAUGGAUGAGCCGACAUCAGGUCUUGAUGCUAGAGCAGCUGCUAUUGUUAUGCGUACUGUAAGAAAUACUGUGGAUACCGGGCGAACUGUUGUUUGCACUAUUCACCAGCCUAGCAUUGACAUUUUUGAAGCUUUUGAUGAGUUAUUCUUAAUGAAAAGAGGAGGACAAGUCAUUUAUGCUGGACCUCUAGGUCCCCAGUCCCACAAGCUUGUUGAAUAUUUCGAGGCAAUUCCUGGAGUUCCCAAGAUUAAAGAAGGCUACAAUCCUGCUACUUGGAUGUUAGAGGUCAGCUCAGCUUCAGUUGAGGCUCAAAACAACGUUGACUUCGCAGAAAUUUUUGCAAAUUCUGAACUCUAUAGACAAAAUCAGGAACUUAUCAAGGAACUGAGCACACCACAACCUGGUUCUAGUGACCUUUACUUUCCCACCCAAUACUCACAAAGUUUCAUAACUCAAUGCCAUGCUUGCUUUUGGAAACAACACUGGUCGUACUGGAGGAACUCGCGAUACAAUGCCAUUAGGCUUUUCAUGACAGCUGGUAUUGGCAUACUAUUUGGUGUUAUCUUCUGGGGCAAAGGAGACUCCAUACAUAAACAACAAGACUUGAUAAAUCUUUUGGGAGCUACCUAUUCCGCUGUUCUUUUCCUUGGAGCAAGCAAUGCUAAUGCUGUGCAAUCUGUGGUUGCGAUUGAGAGAACAGUCUUCUACCGUGAAAGAGCUGCAGGGAUGUAUUCAGAGUUACCUUAUGCAUUUGCUCAGGUUGCUAUUGAGACAAUUUACGUUGCAAUCCAAACCUUUAUGUAUUCAUGCAUUCUGUAUUCUAUGAUCGGGUACGUUUGGACGGUGGAGAAGUUUUUGUACUUCUACUACUUCAUAUUCAUGUGCUUUACCUACAUGUCCAUGUACGGAAUGAUGAUGGUUGCACUAACUCCUGGCCAUCAAAUUGCUGCAAUCGUUUCUUCCUUCUUCACGAGCUUCUGGAACUUGUUCUCCGGUUUCCUCAUUUCCAGGCCGCUAAUUCCGGUGUGGUGGAGGUGGUACUACUGGGGGUCUCCAAUUGCUUGGUCAAUCUAUGGCAUCUUCGCGUCUCAAGUUGGCGACAACAAGGAUCUGAUUGUAACUUCUCAGGGAGAAGUGAGAGUGGAUGUGUUCAUUAAAGAUAACUUUGGUUAUGACUACGACUUUUUAAUCCCCGUGGUGUUUGCUCAUAUUGGUUGGGUCCUUCUCUUCUUCUUCGUCUUUGCCUACGGCAUCAAGUACCUUAACUUCCAGAGGAGAUAAGCAACUUCUAUGUGCAGCUAAGCUGAGAAACCUUCAAGUUGUGUAUUGAUAUAGUAUUGAGUCAGAUGCAAGAAAUUAUGUUCACUUCUUUCGUAUUGUUUGUAUUCUUUGAUGUUUGAUAAAGUAAAAGGCUUGGCAUUCUUCUGUUUAACCAAACAUGAGAAAUCAUUUCUUGAUAUGGAAUCAAUUAAAACUUGAAAACA